UACUUAAACUAGGAGAUUCUGCAGUGAGUCUCAAUACAGUGGAAGUGGAAUUUGAUAGCUGUAGUAGGGAAGAAGAAGAAGAAGAAGAACUCCACACUAAGCUGAUUUUUCUUUCUUACACUAUGGCGAGGGUUGGUACAUACAUACAUUCAUAUGCGACAUGGGUUCUUCUUUCUCAAGCUCAAGGUGCGAUGUCUUUAUUAGUUUCAGAGGUAAAGACACUCGAAACACUUUCACUAGUUAUCUUUACUCUGCUUUGAGAGCAAAGAAAAUCAGUACUUACAUGGAUGACAGAAUAAAGAAAGGAAAAGAGAUUUCUCCAACAAUUACCAAAGCCAUUAAGAGAGCAAAGCUUUCUGUGAUUGUUUUCUCAGAAAACUAUGCUUCUUCUUCUUGGUGUUUGGAUGAACUGGUGCAAAUACUGGAGUGCAAGAGAAAGAAGAAUCAGAUUGUUAUACCUAUUUUUUAUGGUGUUGAUCCAUCAGAUAUCAGAAAACAAAAAGGGAGUUAUACAAUUUCAUCUGAACGCUUUGAGGGCAAAAAAAGCAAAGUACUUGAUAAGUGGAGGAAGGCUUUGAAAAAAGCUGCUAAUAUAUCAGGAUGGGACUCACAAAGGGUUAGGCCAGAACAAAAAUUGGUUGAGGAAAUCGUGAAAGAUGUUACGAAGAGAUUAAAAAUUGACAGUGCAACCAUGGUGGCCACGGGCGUUGUUGCUGGAAGCACUGCUGCCGGAGUAACUCUAUGUUUUUAAAACUGAAUAAUAGUUUGUUCUCUUGUUGUAUACGAAUUAUAUUGUAGUGUUUUACAAAGCCAAAAGAACAAGGAUAAAAUCACA
Molecule: messenger RNA, 835 nt
Organism: Humulus lupulus (European hop)
Lineage: Eukaryota; Viridiplantae; Streptophyta; Magnoliopsida; Rosales; Cannabaceae
Product: disease resistance protein RPV1-like
Exons: 3
Coding region: 161-751 (196 amino acids)
Biological process (GO): signal transduction
Source: RefSeq, a predicted model, not a curated record